AUGGCUUUCAUUCCAAGAACUCGUGACACAGAGUUGUUGUCGCCAGUUGUUAGCAAUGGUCAUAUCUCUACAAAAGAAGAUAAGUUGCAGAUAGAUAUUGAAGAGAUUCUUCCCAUCACUGAGUGCAAUGGCGAGACACAACCUAAAUUGGAUUCCAUUAUCUCUCACUAUAUCCAAAGACUAAAUAAACUCAACGCUGUACGAAAUACUAAUGAUCGAGUUUCAUGGACUUCAGGUUACCCGGAAAAUCAAAACUUCAACUAUGGCACAUUAGCACCAUUGCUUAAUUUUCAUUUGAACAAUGCUGGUGAUCCAUUUCAAGGGUGCAGUUUCUCCCUGAAUUCAACAUCUUUUGAAGUUUGCCUGCUCGAUUGGUUCGCAAAUCUAUGGGAGAUAGAGAAGAAUCAGUAUUGGGGAUACGUCACAACAGGUGGAACCGAAGGGAAUCUUCAUGGGAUUUUAGUUAGCUCUUCGGACUCCGGAGAGAUUAAUUGUGAUGAACUAAAGACGUUACUUCUUGCUCACAAGGACAAGCCAGCCAUCAUCAAUCUGAACAUAGGGACAACUAUGAAAGGAGGAGUUGAUGACCUUGAUCUUGUAAUAGAAGUACUCAAGGAAUGUGGUUUUGCUCAUGACCGAUUCUAUAUUCAUUGUGAUGGAGCUUUAUUCGGAAUGAUGUUGCCUUUUAUCAAAGAAGCACCAAAGAUUACCUUCAAGAAACCCAUUGGAAGUAUAGCCAUUUCUGGGCACAAGUUUUUGGGAUGUCCAAUCCCUUGUGGUAUUGUAAUAACUCGUUCACAAUACAUGAACGCAUUAUCUAGAGACGUUGAAUAUAUUGCUUCAAGAGAUGUUACGAUCACGGGUAGUCGUUCUGGGCAUGCUCCCAUAUUUCUUUGGUAUGCCAUCAAAAGAAAAGGUUUCGUGGGGCUUCAAAACGAAGUGCAAAAUUGCAUAAUGAAUGCAUGCCAUUUACAACAUCGAUUACGUGAUGCUGGAAUUGGUGCCAUGUUAAACAAGUUUAGCAACAUUGUUGUCUUUGAAAGGCCUCUGGACGAAGACUUUAUCCGUAAGUGGAGUUUGGCAUGCAUGGGAAACAUUGCUCAUGUAGUAGUCAUGCAGCAUGUUACCACUGAAAUUUUGGAUUCCUUUGUUUCUGAAUUUCUUCAAAAACGAUCCAUUUGGUUCCAAGAUGGACGAUUUCUACCUCUGUGCAUUGCAGAUGACGUUGGUUCUAGACAUUGUGCUUGUUCAAGACACAAUUCAAUGUCAUGA
Messenger RNA from Sphenostylis stenocarpa, 1272 nucleotides. The record is from the annotation of a GenBank genome assembly. NCBI's taxonomy places the organism in Eukaryota, Viridiplantae, Streptophyta, Magnoliopsida, Fabales, Fabaceae.